AUGACUAAUUUCAGCAACACUAAUUACGAAUAUUUAACGGAGAAUGAAAGACAGAUUUUACAACAAUGCCCUUAUCGAUUAACUCUUUCGAUUGACGAAUUAACAAAAUCAGCCGUAAAAAGACACUACGAUUUUGAUAAACCACCACGACCACAAAACAGCUGGAUAAUUUUUCGCAGGAAUUACGCAGCGUAUUUACGCUUAUGGGAUCGAGAUUCCAAAUCAAAAAUUACUGAAACAGCAAAGGAAUGCAGUUUAAAGUGGCAAAAACUAUCAAGCGAAGUUAAGAAUUUCUUCAAAGUAUUGGCAAAAAUAGCUUGUGAGAAUCAUAAGCUUGUAUAUCCUAAUUAUAAAUAUAAGCCAAAAAGUGCUAGAAAUUCAAGUGGUAAAGAAUUUAUUUUUCGAGAACAGAAAAAGUAUCCUACUUCGCCAGCUAACUCUAACCCUACAAUAACUUCCAAUUCACCUCAAAAACCAAUCAACGGAUCACAAUCUUCAACGUCAGCAAUCUCGACAGCACCCGACAAUAAUCAAGACUAUACUAAUAAUUUUACGACAACCAUCUAUAAUCAUAAUAAUGGCCUUGCAACUAUUCAUCAAGACUAUACCGAUGCUAAUGAUCUAACUCGAAAUUCGAUCAACAACUCGUUCAAUGAAUUGGAUAAUCAACUUCCUAUUUUAUUCGAUUUUUCCUUUGUAUAG
This is a messenger RNA of Ambispora gerdemannii, 702 nucleotides long. The record is from the annotation of a GenBank genome assembly. NCBI's taxonomy places the organism in Eukaryota, Fungi, Glomeromycota, Glomeromycetes, Archaeosporales, Ambisporaceae.